Pocillopora damicornis (cauliflower coral) is the source of this 898-nucleotide messenger RNA. RefSeq lists its product as uncharacterized. NCBI's taxonomy places the organism in Eukaryota, Metazoa, Cnidaria, Anthozoa, Scleractinia, Pocilloporidae. The record is from RefSeq and is a predicted model, not a curated record.
CAGGAAUAAGUUAAAUAUAAUUGGUCUCCGAGAAAGUUCCAUUCCCCACAUCAGUCUUGAAGUAACUACAGCAAGAGAUCUUGAGGAAUUGUGGCAAAAUGAUGAAGAUAAUGACGAUGAUGAUGUUAUUACAAUUGGUGACUUUUGCUCUCGCUGCCCACUCUUCCCUACCAAAAGAUGGUGAAGAACCUCCUGCGAAAAGAAUCCAGUGCCCUCUUUGUAGAGCCAGGGGAGGAGAUGAAGCCACAGCCAAAGCUAAUUGUGAUGAGAAUGUUAGGAUAGCAACCUGUCCAGUAGGUAGAACACUAUGUGUGGAUUACUUCUCACCUAGUGAGAGAUAUUUCCGUCGUGGAUGCACAACCCCAAAGCUUUACAACAAGUUCGUGCGCAAGUGCCAACAGGUUGGAUGUAGAUUGAAAAACUGCACUCAUCCGCGGUGUGUGGCUGGAGAAGGACCAGAGUUCCAGUGCCCUUCCUGUCACGGCCGGAAAGGAAAGGAAAAAACAGCCCAAGCCGAUUGUGAUGGGAAAAUCAAAAUGAAAACCUGCAAGAUGGAGAACCCAAUGUGUGAGGCAGUUUCGUAUGAGCAUGGUACAUUCCUUCGUCAGUGCACUAACGAAACGUAUCAUAGUAUGCUGGAGAACAACUGUGAAAAUUAUGGAAACUGCAAAACGUCGAAGUGUACUAAGCCAAGCUGUAUGGCUUAGCUGAGCUAUAGUCUUGUGUGCCAGACUGGUCAUUCUCCCUUGAAUGCUCUGGAGAUGAGGAAACUUCAUGAAGAGAAAUGUGAAACUCAAUGCUUUCCAUUUCAGUUCAUUUUUUUUAUACAUAUUAAUUUUUUUUGUGAUUAACUUGGUCAAUGAGUGUAUUUCUAAUAAAGAGUAAUAGCCUUAAUCAA